GCGCCUCGCUCUCCCCGAACUGUGCUGCGUAUUUCAAGGGCCGUGUCUUCCCGCUGCUGAGGCGAUCUGUUGAAAACUGGGUGCUCCCCUCGUAAGACCGAAAUCGUCGAGAUGGGUUGGGUUGCAGAGGGGCAUCCCGUCCCCCCUAUCCUUUCUUUCCGUCGCAGCCGCAGUGGUGAGUGGGAGAUAUUCGCCGAAUCGAUGAAAGCCCGAUAUGGUAUUUCUUUUUUUUCAUAAAAAAAUGAAAGGAAGAAUAAGUCUGACGGAGACAACGCAUGUUAGUUAUCAACGAGUGACGCAACUCAUCCUUUGUCGCUGGGCAGCAAUUCUGAAUGAGUCGGAGCCCUAAAUGUGACCUUCACACGACGCCUCAUCGCAACUCCGGCCUACCGAAACAAGAAACCGAACGCAUAAAAGGUUGCGGGAAUUCGGCCGAGCAGAGCCUAGUUCGAGAAUAUUUAAUUUUCGAUACCGCCAAUACCGUCGUGUGCGAAGAUAACAACACACCAACUGCUCCAUUCUCUCUAUUCUUUACCUAAAUCCUCUUCCGCACCCCUGCAGGGCUAGCGAUAACUAUGCCGGCGAUCACGUCGAUAUUCGCGGGACUGUCGAGAUCUACCGACGACUCGAAAACAUCUCCGAGAAGAAAACGGCCCGGCGCAAAGAGGCAUUUAUUCUGGAUUGAAGAUGACCAGCCCCUAUCGCUGAAGGCGGGCGAGCAGUUCUCGAUACUAGUGCGGCGCAGCUCGGACCCGGCGCCGGGCGAGUACGCGAGGAUCUCGCUGUAUUACCGGGAGGAGGCGGUGGCGGCGGCGGCGGCCGACGGGACGACGCCGGCGCCGACGCCGCCCGCGCACAACUUCCACCAGGCGAACCCGAACCAGCUCCUGGCGCCCCAGACGGCCCAGGACUGGUUCGGCAACCGGCGCGUCACCUUCUGCCCGCUCGAGAUCGUCGGCAGCGGCGUCUACACCGUCCGCGUCGACGUCAUGAAGUCGCGCGGCGGCCCGUCGCGCGACAAGGAGGUCGACAGGCUGUACAGCCAGGAGAUCUGCGUUGCGUAAUUGACUUUGGGGAAGACAUGGGAAAAGGGACGGCAUUGCAUAGGCGCAUAGACUGUCACUAGAGCUAGGUUGGGAACGAGAAAGGAAAAGAAGAAUAGAGGGAUCCGGAUCGAUCCGAUUCACAGGCAUUCUCGGGCGUUUGAGGGCAUUGCGAUAGACUACCCUAGAUGGUUCUUUCUUUUAAUCUAAUCAUAAUGUCAUGGAAACUUCUUAGCUCGUCUUGCUGGAUUGUUCACAAAAUCCUGUCGACGUAGGACGGGUGCUAUUCGCGCCUCUUAAUAACAAGUGUUGAGUCCCUGUUACGAUGUCUAAUGUCAAUAAUACUUGAGCCGCCUCUCAUCUCGCGAACAAGGAAUCGCUACGACAGCAGUGCCC
This is a messenger RNA of Durotheca rogersii, 1439 nucleotides long. RefSeq lists its product as uncharacterized. The record is from RefSeq and is a predicted model, not a curated record. NCBI's taxonomy places the organism in Eukaryota, Fungi, Ascomycota, Sordariomycetes, Xylariales, Xylariaceae. The coding region runs from base 576 to 1064 and encodes 162 amino acids. The transcript is spliced from 2 exons.